CUGUGUGUGUGUAGAGCCUUAGAUUAAACUAAAAUAUAUAAAAUAUCCCGAUAUGAAUUUUAUCUUUUUUCUUUUCUUUUAUCUCAACCUGCUAUGCCUACUGUAUUCAGUCGUACAUUUGCUUUGCUCAAUAAUAUCAAGCCUCCUCCUCAUGAUCACAUCCUGGAUAGUCGAGUCAUUCAAGCAGGAAUUGAAAUUGAAGAUGGACAUAUCUCCAUUGAGUUGGAAGCACCCGUGACGAAACCUGAUAUAUCUAUCUGGAAAGCUGCUGAACUAGGCAACCUACAGGCACUUCAAUAUUAUAUCGAAAACACCGAAGGUAUCGACCUGACCACUCUCUUAAACACAAGAGAUCCAGAUACGGAUUGUACGCUGCUUCACCUUGUCCUUUCUAAUGCACGAACCCACAGAAACUCCAUAUUACCCAUCGUCAAACUACUCCUCGACCAUGGAGCAGAUGCAACUGCAUGCAAUAUAUAUAACGUCCAAGCGAUUCAUAUGGUUCCUUUACAUUGUCCCCACCAGCCAUUACUCUGUCUCGAAGCUUUGCUAAACCAUAAGGCAAAUCCUAACGCAUCUGACGGUGACGGGUGGACACCGCUCCAUUACGCUGCUCGGUUCUGUCAACCGCCGGAUGAAGCCAUUGAGCUUUUAGUUUCGCGUGGUGCAGAUGUCAACCGACGCGACUCGAGCCGCAAGACAUCCUUGUUUUGCUUACUUGCCAAUGGUGACUAUCCUCAUGCAUUAGAUUACCUUAUUCAUUCGGCCAAGGCAGAUGUCACCCUCUUGGGCGAUAUUGUCAACCCCACCACGCGUCAGACUUGCUCAGCAAGCAUCGUUCUGCAAGCGGUCAAGUAUAACCGGAUGGAAUGCCUGUCCAUGAUCCUUCGGUCCAAGACGGCCAUGGCACAACUUAAACAAGUCAUCUCGCGCGAAGAGCUUCAGGUGGCUCAUGAGUUUAUCAAGGGACAUCAUCAAAUGCAGUUGAUCCUUCAAGGACUAGAAGACUCACUCGAAAAAUACUCUGAUUCUUUGCUACAUGCACCAACAGUGAAAGACAAACGGGGUGUCUUACGUCGUCCGUCGGUUAUGACAGUCAUUGACCUCCUUCGACAUGGAUCGAUGGGUCAGUCAGAUAGUAACAAGAUACUUAAAAAAGUCAAUCAGUUUAUGCGACGCACUAAAAGCGAAUCAACUCAUAGCAAUAGAAAAUAA
Molecule: messenger RNA, 1215 nt
Organism: Rhizopus microsporus ATCC 52813
Lineage: Eukaryota; Fungi; Mucoromycota; Mucoromycetes; Mucorales; Rhizopodaceae
Product: ankyrin
Exons: 1
Coding region: 94-1215 (373 amino acids)
Cellular component (GO): cytoplasm; nucleus
Molecular function (GO): protein binding
Source: RefSeq, a predicted model, not a curated record